AUGGGCUCUGGAACGUCUCCCCCUCCUCCUGGCCCGAAGCCUAGGUCUGCCAUACCCUCUCAUAUGCUGAAUGGCGGCUCUCCUCUCCACGUCUCUACCAGCCCCUCUACCAGCUCGCGCGACGCUCGGGAGAGGGAAAGUCUCAACUCCUCCAUCCUUUCGUCGUUCACUCCCCGCAUCCCGGUGGAGUUCAACCUGCCUGCCUCUGCCUCUCACCCUUCCGGGGAGUCCCUGGUAGAUGAUACCCCCCGGGGGUCUACCUCUGCUAAGCCGACAUUGAACGAUCCUCCCCGCGAUCCGAGAGAUGAGGCCGGUGCAUUGACCCCGCCUGCGACUGUCAGCAGACCAGCAAGCCCUUACACCCUCUUCCCUCCAAUUGACUUCGAUGGACUGAGUUGGCCUUGCCCCGGUACCAGGGAGCGACUGGAGUCGUCGCCCGAAGAGACAGAGGAGCGCAUUAAGAAGCUCGCAGGAGCUGUUCGGACGAUUUUGGAGUGUGUCGGAGAGGACCCGGAAAGAGAGGGCCUGCGCGAGACCCCAGAGAGAUAUGCCAAGGCCAUGCUCUACUUUACCAAGGGCUAUGAGGAGAAUGUACGGGAUCUUGUCAAUGGUGCGGUCUUCCAUGAGGAUCAUGACGAGCUGGUGAUUGUCAAGGAUAUUGAGGUGUUCUCGCUGUGCGAGCACCACAUGGUUCCCUUCACUGGAAAGAUGCACAUUGGCUACAUCCCUGAUCGCCGUGUGCUUGGCCUCUCCAAGUUGGCUCGUCUAGCGGAAAUGUUCUCUCGUCGUCUCCAGGUGCAAGAGCGCUUGACCAAGCAAGUCGCUCUGGCUAUUUCUGAGGUUUUGAAACCCCGUGGUGUUGGUGUUGUCAUGGAGUCGUCCCAUCUUUGCAUGGUGAUGCGUGGUGUGCAAAAAACUAGCAGCACCACCACGACCAGCUGCAUGCUUGGCUGCAUGCGGUCGAGCGCGAAGACCCGGGAGGAGUUCCUGACUCUGCUGCACCGCCGAUAA
This is a messenger RNA of Aspergillus tubingensis, 1011 nucleotides long. Its product is annotated as GTP cyclohydrolase I. The transcript is spliced from 4 exons. NCBI's taxonomy places the organism in Eukaryota, Fungi, Ascomycota, Eurotiomycetes, Eurotiales, Aspergillaceae. Bases 1 to 1011 code for a protein of 336 amino acids. Gene Ontology annotation, molecular function: zinc ion binding; GTP cyclohydrolase I activity; GTP binding. Gene Ontology annotation, biological process: tetrahydrobiopterin biosynthetic process; tetrahydrofolate biosynthetic process. The record is from RefSeq and is a predicted model, not a curated record. Gene Ontology annotation, cellular component: cytoplasm.